This is a messenger RNA of Micropterus dolomieu (smallmouth bass), 7599 nucleotides long. RefSeq names its product nuclear receptor subfamily 6 group A member 1-A. Gene Ontology annotation, biological process: regulation of DNA-templated transcription. Bases 309 to 1787 code for a protein of 492 amino acids. The record is from RefSeq and is a predicted model, not a curated record. Gene Ontology annotation, molecular function: DNA-binding transcription factor activity; sequence-specific DNA binding; zinc ion binding. The transcript has 12 exons. NCBI's taxonomy places the organism in Eukaryota, Metazoa, Chordata, Actinopteri, Centrarchiformes, Centrarchidae.
AACUCGGCAUAAACCUUAACAUCCGUACAAAACAUUUUGAGAUUGGACUCACCCCAGGUGACCACCUCGAACGCACCACUCCUGGGGGUGUGGAUCCAGUAAUUCCCCGCUGACUGGAAACAGUAGGCAAAAUCAUGGGACGGCGGUCCGAGCAUUGAGCCAGCCAGGCUGAGGACAGAGACAAAGCAGUGGCAGCGUGAUCCACUUCAGACUGCAUUAUCACCAUCAUCGCCAUCAACACUGUGCAGGUUGUUUUGUGUCGGUGAGAGGCGACAUCGGGCUGACUCGGGAUCAGCCCAUGCAGGAGGAUGGAAAUAGAGAAGAGGACGAAUGGGUUCGACUACCCCGAGAGAAACAACGCCAAGUCCGUUAACGGCUUUUACAGUGACCAUCCAGUGGAGUCUGAACAGAAUGACAGUAUGGAUGCAAUCAAUGAAAGUAGUCUGGAUGAUCCAGCUGACCAGCGUACUUGCCUUAUCUGUGGAGAUCGCGCCACAGGCCUGCACUAUGGCAUCAUCUCCUGUGAGGGCUGCAAGGGCUUCUUCAAGCGCAGCAUCUGCAACAAGCGUGUGUACCGCUGCAGCCGUGACAAGAACUGCGAGAUGUCACGCAAGCAGCGCAACCGCUGCCAGUACUGCCGUCUGCUCAAGUGUCUGCAAAUGGGAAUGAACCGCAAAGCUAUCAGGGAGGAUGGCAUGCCAGGAGGGAGGAACAAAAGCAUCGGGCCUGUUCAGAUCACAGAGGAGGAGAUAGAGCGGAUCAUGUCGGGGCAGGAGUUCAAGGAGGACGCCCCGGAGCACACCUGGGGCAACAACGGUGACAGCGACCACAGCUCUCCCAGCAACGGAGCCUCGGAGGGCAACCAGCCGUCACCCGCUUCCACUCUGUCAUCCAAUCGCUCUGUGGAAAUGAACGGCUACACGGCAGCCCUCAGGGACCAGUAUAUCAACAGCACCAUGUCCACACACUACCAGCUCCUUCCUCACCUGUUCAGUUACGCUGCCCAGUCUGGCCUGCUGGCCCCCCAGCCCCGCAGCCUCUACCCACAGUCCCACCCUCUGGUGCUACAGCUGGUGGCUGCUGAAGACCUGGCCCCCCUGGCCACCCCUAUGCUCAUAGAAGACGGGUACAAAGUCACACAGGUGGAGCUGUUUGCUCUGCUGUGUCGCCUGGCAGAUGAGCUGCUCUUCCGUCAGAUCUCCUGGAUCAAGAAGUUGCCAUUCUUCUGCGAGCUCUCCAUAGAGGACUAUACCUGUCUGCUCAGCUCCACCUGGCAGGAGCUCAUCCUGCUCUCCUGCCUCACCAUCUACAGUGCCCAGAUCUUUGGAGACCUGGCCAACGUCACUGCCAAGUACACACCGUCUGACGAUGAGCUGCAGGGCUUCAGCGAGGACGGCAUGGAGGUGAUGGAGAGGUUGAUAUAUCUAUUUCGCAAGUUUCACCAACUGAAGAUCAGUAAUGAGGAGUAUGCCUGUAUGAAAGCCAUCAACUUCCUCAACCAAGAUAUCAGAGGACUGUCCAACAUCUCUCAGCUCGAGCAGCUGAACAAACGCUACUGGUAUGUUUGUCAGGACUACACUGAAUAUAAGUACCCGCACCAGCCCAAACGCUUCCCUGAGAUCAUGAUGUGUCUCCCGGAGAUCCGCUGCAUUGCAGGAAAGCUGGUGAAUGUCCCUCUGGAGCAGCUCCCCCUCUUGUUCAAAGCAGUCUUGCACUCCUGCAAAUCCAGCCUGACCAGCUACAGGACCGGCCCGUCGCCCUGUGUGACCACCUCCUCUGGAAACUAGGCCUGACCCCCCCGAGUCAAGGGACUGGUCUCCCCCCUUGUGAAUGUGACAAGCAGCUAGUUUGUUUUUUGUAACUUUUUUCUUUAUAUAUUUAUUACACGACAGAGCUGAAUGUAUGCUGAUUUACACUGUGCACAUGCUUCUGUACAAAACAAAUGCUCGUAGAUGCAUUGGUCUUUGGAGUUUACAAGUGUGUAUCCAGUUUGCUCAAUGUGUCAGUGUUGCUAUUGUUAGAGCUAGACUUUUAAAGAGUUUAUUUUAUUCAGACGGGGGCAGAUAGACACAUGUGACGAGUGUUUUAAGACUACCUCAGGAAGAUGUUGUUGCUAUUUUCAGGUACCUUUUCUUGCUGUUAAAUGAAGAGUUGCCCAGUCUAAAACCAAAUCCCUGUGGAUGCUUUGGCACCUCAAUCAGACACUGAAUGUUCAAAGGAGCUGCAUAAAUCAAAGAUCGAAAACCAGUGUUUUGUUACACUGAAAAUGCAAAAUUAAUUAGCAAAAUUGAGCGACUUUAUCAGCAUGGACUCUCAGGCAUCCUGCUUAUGGGAGGCGGCCUUGUCAAUUUAACAUUCCAUGAGUUAAGGUGACAGUUGGAUCUGUAGGAUUUUCAUUGAAAAAGGAGCAUACGGGUAUUUUCUACAAUCAUAGACUGGGGAUUUAAGUCUUUAUUGCAGGGGAGGGGAAGAUAGCUAGGUUUGCUGUUUUAGUUUUAUUGUUUUUCUUUUUUGACCAAAGUGUUAUGCAAUGCUUUUUUCAAACACCCAUUGAUGGGUAAGGAGCUGAUAGCUCCAGCAAAAAAAAAAAAAAAUAGAUUUCUUAUCAAUGAAGGACCAGGAUAAGAAAUGAAUCAAUCUGUGUCAGAGGGGAGAACCCUCUGCUGGACAGACAAGUAAGUUGCCGGAUUUUAUUCUAAAUGCUGCUAAACGUGCACGCAUUCUUGUGUAUAUACACAUGUAUGCAUAGAGCAGAUGUGAUUCCCAGUCUUUGUUUUUCCCUCUGCCUCUUGUCAGAUGGCUCAUUUUUUUGGGCUCUGCAGCCUUCAGUGCCAGGAACUUGAUGCACUGUACACUGCUCUCAACACACUAUCAUCUAAAUUUCAGAUCCACAGUACUGGCUAUGUUUGGUUAAAGUGGUAGUCUGUGAAAUCUUGCAUUCCACAAUUUAUUCAGAACAAACUAAAAGCUAGAAAAACAAUGCUUGGUGUUUUGGAACCACCAGAGAUCUUCAUGGGUCAAAAAAAUGUAUGACCUACUAGAACCAAAAUGGAACCGACAACAAUUGGAUCCAAGUCAGAACUCUCAGUGUUUGCUGCCUCCAGUUCAUUUGAAGCUGGUGUAGAGCACUAGCUUGAGCUAACUUAUCCAGCUUCAAACCGGUUGGGAACACCCCAAAAACCAAUUGGUCCAUUCACAAGUUCUUUUGGCCAGUGUCAUGUCAGUUUUAGAGGAACUUAGACUGUUUUUAGGUCUUGUCAGGUCCAAUCAAAAUUUUGCACAGACCCAAGACCAGUAGCAGUUUAAGGCAGACCUGAUCCGGAUCCAAGGGGCGCAGUGUGAUUUGGCUCACAUGUGGUCCUCAGUGUUUUACUGGGUAAGGUUGGUGCAAAGACAAAACAAAUGACAUUUCACUUAACAACUGUCUGACACAAAUUUUGCAGAUUAUCACUUUAACCUGGCUAGCAGUGGAUUCAGUGUGAUUGACCCGGGCCAUGUCUCAAUGAAUCCAGACUUGGUUUAGGUGAGACUUUAGGUGACUUACCUCCGGCUUGCAUACCCUCUGUGACAGAUAUGCACAUUGUUUAAAAAAAGCCAUAGAAAAUGGUCUUUAUUUUUGAAGUAUGAGAUCAUCAUUUCAAACUGUUUGAAGUGUCUUCUUGGAUUUCUCAAGUUUUUAGCCGUUUCAUGAUGUAGAACAAUUUGAAAUGCAGACAAAAUGCAGUCCUUGCAACGACUCUCUUUUUUGCACACGACGGUGAGGUUCGGAGACCUUGACCCUUGACCUCCUUGGCCACUGCCCACCCAGUGUGUUCCUCUCUCUCAGGUUCCUGCCAACCUGGAUCGUAACAGGGUAAAGUGAGUGUUAUGUAUUGCAUUCAGGAGUUCCUCAGUGACCACACUGAUGUACUUGUAGUAUUAGUAGAUGUAGGUUCCGGGACAUUGUAGGUCCUCUAUAGAAAAGUGUUUUUCUUUUCCACUUUAUUUCCCUCAAGGUCCCCAACCCCCACCCUCCACCCCCCUUCAUUCAGUGAAAGUGGAUGUAGUUUGAAGGUGAGACAGGGUGGAUUUUUCUCUUGGCAUUGGUGAUGGAGUGAGCGAGAGACAGUGGCAUCUUCAGAAUGCCGCGGCUUCUCUCUCCUGUUUCCAUCCACCUCUCUGUGUGCAGCCUUAACACCAUUAGUCCAAUGCAGAGUUCCUCUUUCAAAUGUUUCAGUUAGCCUCUUUUUUCAUUUUUUGAUUUUUAUACAUUUUCAUGUACCUUUUGUAGUUAUUGUGAAUCUUUUGGGUUUUUGUUGUUUUCACAUAUUCAUUGUCUUUCUUUUUUGUGGAGUGAAGACAGCCCCUAUCAUUUUCUAAACUUUGAUUGAAUUCUUUACUUUAUUUUUUUUUUACAUGAUUUUUAAUAACUCAUUCCCUUGUCCACAGUCGUUUAUGGUAACAGGUAUUACUCAGGUGAUGUCAGCCAUGUUUUACACAGACAAUACUGACAUCCUGGAGCCUUUUAAGUAUUAUUUGAAUCAUUUUCCACUGAACCAUGAGGUUCAAAACUCUGAUUCUUGGAUUCUAAGAGCAGUUAAGAUGGAUGUAUGGAGAACAUCACCUGUCUCCAUUUUGUACAAUAUGCAUCAUUCAUCACACAGGCCUCUGAGGUUAAAGGGUAAUUUUGUCUGAAUUGCAAAAAACGUACAACAUUUUCUCACUUACCUCUAGUGUUAUCUAGCCACUGUGAUUGUGUUUUCAUUGGAACUGUUUUCCACUAAAGAAAUAGUCCCUAUCAAAACUGUCCAUAAUGUUAAAUGCUGUUGAAAGUUAAACAUUCUGUGCUCUAUUCCAAAUAACAGGGACACUGUGUCUGGAAAGAGAAGUUUCUGUGAAAGGUAAAAGGUAAAGGUAAUUGGUUUUUACUGUGAGCACCAUAAUUAUAUAACCAUAAUUAAAAUAACUAUAAUUGUGUGCUUGACUAGAUACAACUAAGUGAGUAAGUGAGAAAAUUAUUUUACUGAACUGGACACUUUAAAUUGCAUAAUCUCAGGGAUAUGUACUCUUCUUUAAAAGGUCUGAGUGAUGUGAUGUAUAAAAAGAAAAUUCCCCCAAACUCAUUGACCACUGCUGAGAAGCAGCUAGUUUCAUUGUAGAUUUUUUUAAAAGAAAAAAAAAUAGCUGUCAUACAAUAGUGUCAGAACGUAAAGAGCGGCCAUUUUGCCCAUAUGUUUAACAAUCAGUCUUGGAAAUGUAGGAUUCUUUUAACUGUAGCAGAAGUAAGAGAAAGGUUCAGGGUGACCAACAACAAAGUCACUUCAUCUCAAAGUAACUCCAGGAAUGCGCUGAACAUCACAGACGACUGAGAUCUGACAGUGGAAGAGGAUCUGAAGGGGGAUUUUUCCUUUAAUGUAGCAGAAAAUAAUAUCAAUACUGGCCUCUGCCCAUCAACAUAAAAUAAAAACUCACCACAGCUACCUCACUGCCAUUGCUCUGACUUAUCAUAUUUUGAUACACAAGUGUUUUUUAAUUUUCUGUAUUAGUAUUUUUUUUUUUUUUUUUUUUUUUUGCAGACAAGGACAAAUAUGUCAUUUGCAAUUUCUGUACUGAAACUACCUCUUUAUUUGUCAUCAUGUUGCUUACUUUCAAAUAGGUGAUUUUGUUGUCUUAUUUAUUGGUUUCAUUGCACCAAUGUUCUGUUAUUUUGUGUCUUUUAUUUCACUCAGUGACCUCUCCAGUUUAUACCAAGCGCUGAUACCUGUUUUCUUCAUCUUAUUUUAAAAGCGUAAACAUGUUGCCUCAUAAUCCUCUCUACCUCAGACUCGCCUGCUGUCAGCAGCUUGUAUUUUCCUUGAUCUCUGGCUGUAUAGUAUGUUACACACUCUUAAUGUCUCGUGUCAGGGAUCCUCUUCCUCCCUUUUUUGGAUUCCUUUCAUCUUAAGUUAGCGUCAUAUUUUAUUUCACUUCAGCCCUGUUAUCGUGAAUCCAAUACCAAAGAUGAAAGAAUUUCAAUGACAGCAUGACAUGAAUGUCAGUUUACUGAUUAAGCAUUCACGUGAUGCAUUCUUGCUGCAGUUAACCUGUGCUUUAUUUUCCUGUGUUGACCUUUUUGGAAUACGAAAGUUAUCUUGUGAAUGGUUUGCUGUGUACGCUAUAUUCACCACAUUAUGAUAUGACAGUGUGUUUUUUUCCCUCAUUGUGCUCCAUGAUUGUUGUUCAUUGUUAAGGUGGUUCAAGGUAACAUGGAGUGAUAACAAUGGAACUGUUAUCAUAUCUGACUCUGUCAAUGCAGAAAAUUGUGAUCGAUUAUCAAUUGGAGAACGCAAUUGUGGUCAAACUGACAUAUCUUUGUGUUUACAUGCUUUCGCUCACUCGUCUGACCCUGACUCUGUGGCACGCGACUGUAGACAGACUACUGCAGUGUUACCACUGGGGCUGGACUCAUGGCUUUUGAAUAGAAGCCUUACUUACUGAUAUAGAACAUCGUGACAUUCAACAAGAGGGGACAUUUUAGAAACAGUUUUGCUUUUUAAAUGUAUAUUCUGGCUCUUGAGGUCGAUACAUUUUAAUCAAUGUGACUUAAUUGCAGAGAUCUGGGGUUGCUGAGUCCACAGUUAAAGCAGCUUAUUUGGAAGUAAAAACCAGUACAUUAGUAUUUAGGCCAAAUUUUAAACAUCCAUUACAUCCUGCAGAAAUAGAUUAUGAUUGAACUUAUUUUAGAUAUCCACACAGGCAAUUUUACGAAGCAAGUGGCGCUUUACUUACAUUUUUCUUUCAGAAAAUGGCAUUAAACUGCAGAUGUAUUGAAAAUCUGGUCAUCUGACUGCUCAUGUUGCUUGUCUUAGACUCCCCUUGUAAUUGUCUACAAGUGUCCCCAAAUCCCCAGAUCAUAGUAAUGACAAUUGAUAGAAAAUGUCAUCAUAGCAAUUGCAGAAUAAUUUGAAAAAUUAAGAUUAAGAUUCAGGUCAUAAAAAAGCAGAAUUUCUCUUUAAAUAAAGUAAAGGUUAAGCCAUGUUUCACACAGUUUUUGCAGCUGUGGUCAGGGAAGAACCACCAUCCAUCUCGUAAAGACUCUCCAUAAAAGGCUACAGGCAAACCAACGUAUGUCUCCAACCCUAGCACUGUAACACUGCUGGUACCCUGGAAAGAUGAGAUCUGGAGUACACUGUUAUAGUAAGAGCUUAUAAUAAAGUUGAAUCGUCAGUUGUUUAUUAAAAUCUCUGUGCUCCCGAUCUCAUCUUUUCACAUCCUGUCUCAGUUAUCCUGUCUGUUGAGGCACCAACAGUUGAGGCUGUUUCGGCUUUAAGUUGGCUGUUGAGCAGAGACUCCCUCACCACAGUUAGAACUCUGUUCUACAGGAACACAAGAUAAGAAGAGUUGGGAAGAAGUAAAAGAGUAGAAAAUUUUUGACAUAUCUCAGGGAAGAAAUAGAUUUACACACUGUCAUCACCUGUGAACAGAGAACUGAAAUGCCUUUAUGUUUUUCUCUUCAAAAAUCUCUUCUCUGCUCUUGUUACUUUAACUACCUGUGAAGAAUGUGAUCCAUUACGUGUUAAAAGCAUGUUUAGAAUGUGUUAGGACUUGAAAACAAAUAAAUGUGAACGUUAUGCAAGUGCA